AGAGGCGGGCGUUUUGGGGAUUCAUGGCGAGGGGCUCGUCAGUGCAGGCGCUCUACGAGCUCUGCAAAAAGACCUUCUCGCCUUCUGCCGCCGCUUCCUCUCCUCCUCCCACCUCCGCCAUCCGAAAGAUAGCUGCCCUCUUGGAUACAAUCAGUCCAGUGGAAGUCGGACUCAAAGCUGAUGAUCUGGAGGAUGAUAGGGGUCAUGGCUUUUUUGGCUCAAGCAUAUAUAAACAUUCAACCAGGGUAGCUCGAUGGGCUCAACCGAUAACAUACUUGCAUAUAUAUGAGUGCAAUAGUUUUUCGAUUGGUAUAUUCUGCUUGCCCACUUCAUCUGUUAUUCCACUUCAUGACCAUCCUGGGAUGACUGUGUUAAGUAAGGUUCUAUAUGGUUCUAUGCAUGUGAAGUCAUAUGAUUGGAUAGAACCUGCCUGCUCGAUGCGAAGUAACAAGCCAGAUGACUUUCCUGUAACAUUGGCAAAAUUACACAUGGACACUGUUCUGACAGCACCAUGUCCAACCACUGUUCUAUUCCCAAGAAGUGGUGGCAACUUGCAUUGUUUCACUGCAGUGACUUCUUGUGCUGUUCUUGAUGUCUUGGCUCCACCAUAUUCUGAGGAAGCAGGACGGUGUUGUACCUAUUACCAUGAUUACCCAUACUCCACUUUCACACCUGUGAGUAGAAUUGUAGUGAAUGAGAACGAAGAUGAAUAUGCAUGGCUUGAGGCUAUAGAAGCUCCAGAUGAUCUUCACAUGCGUUCAGGCAGAUAUACUGGACCAGCUGUACAGUUCCUAACAACAGGAAGAGUCAUGGUUUCCAGGAUCAUGCACUGUAGUCUGAAGUAUUAUCCCUUCUUGGUGCACAUCAAGCUACAGUGAGAGCAACUCCUCCAGCAUGAAAGAGAAGAUGACAGCUCAAUCUACAGGCCUAAUCUGAUUUGAAGAACAUUGGUCCAAUGUAACAACCUUAUGCAUGCUAUGGUUUUGUUUUGCUACCACCGAAUGAAAGUUUCUUAUUAAUUUUGAACUGGAAAGCAAAACGGCUGUGUUAUCUUUGCAUGUUGCAGUUCAAGUUCCCUUGGUCCAGAAUCAGACUGCUAAGUUAGCUUCAGGUUGUUUCUAACUUUAUGUUCGCAGACGAAUGUAAAAGAUCUAGGACACUAUUUUUAUCUUGCAAAUAAAUCAGUGAAAGAACUUUGAGCCACAA
Molecule: messenger RNA, 1206 nt
Organism: Musa acuminata AAA Group (dessert banana)
Lineage: Eukaryota; Viridiplantae; Streptophyta; Magnoliopsida; Zingiberales; Musaceae
Product: plant cysteine oxidase 3-like
Exons: 6
Coding region: 24-878 (284 amino acids)
Molecular function (GO): oxidoreductase activity, acting on single donors with incorporation of molecular oxygen, incorporation of two atoms of oxygen
Source: RefSeq, a predicted model, not a curated record